Messenger RNA from Zootermopsis nevadensis, 10362 nucleotides. It is a transcript of the gene pigeon, whose product is annotated as gamma-secretase activating protein pigeon. The record is from RefSeq and is a predicted model, not a curated record. Lineage: Eukaryota; Metazoa; Arthropoda; Insecta; Blattodea; Termopsidae. Gene Ontology annotation, biological process: positive regulation of amyloid-beta formation. Gene Ontology annotation, cellular component: trans-Golgi network.
GUCACACUAGACAAUCUUGGAAAGAAAUUGUACGGGGUUUUACAAUCCCAGUCGCACAAAGUACCUCAGACUACAUUUCAUCAAAUGAGAUGAUGAUAGUAAAUGAUGAAUUGGAAAGGAUGUUAAUGGAAGCAGUCAUGGACUGAUUUAAGAUACUAUUCUGGCAUUUGCCUGGUGGGACUGAGGAAAAUCACAAAAACCCAUUCAGAGUAGCUGGUCUCUAGGCUGAUAUUUGAACCCAGGACCUCCCAAAUAUGAAGGUGUGUUAACCAUUUGGCCAUGACAUUCAGUUAAUCAGCCUAAUGCACCCUGAUAGGGAGGAUGAAUCAUUCCUUGUAUCCUGUUAAUAACAGACACAGUGCAUAUGAGCUUUCAAACCAGGGACUACAAUAUGCUAAGAUCAAAGAAUUUAUGUAAGAUGAAAAAGGUUAGUAUGUGUAUUGGUAAAAAAGGAUCAGACUUUUCCAUUUGAAUUUAGGCAAACAUAAAUUGUAAGAUAAAAAGUCAACAAUUUAAAAUCUCAAAAAUACCAAUAUGAAAAAUCCUGUUUGUUCCUAAAAGGCCUCCUAUUGGUGAAUAAAGCAAAUGCUUAUUUUAGUUAGGGGAAUCCCUUCUAUAUAAUCAGCAGAAGAGGAUAUUGUGGCAAACUCUCUAGAUCAGCGUUUCUCAACCUAUGAUGCGUGUAUGACUAGUGGUACGCAAACUAAGUAAGAAAAUCAAAAGAUAAUAUUAACAUAAAUAAGUUUUCCUUGAAAGCAUUUGGUUACUGGUAUUUUAAUAUAUUAAAUUAGUGGUAUGCCAGCAAAAAAGGGUGAGAACCUCUGCUGUUUUAAUAGAAUGCUAUUUCUUGUCUCACAAACAUGCCAAGUUUAACAGAUUCUUAAUAUAAUUUUAGCACUUGUUUUAAACCUUUUAUUUCCAUUUCUGUGCUCAUUUUAUGACCUGAUUUUACUGGUGGUGAAGGUCCAUACAAAACAAUUCAGACACUGAAGACAUAAAUUAUCCAUGUACAAUGCACAUAAUAUAACAGACAGCAAGAUUACAAGAAUUACAUAAUUUCAGUGUGUUCAAAAUAAACUGUGAAAAUUAAUAAGACAUAAAGGAAACUGUCUUUAGGGAACUAGUUGUGCCAUUGAAUGUAGUUAGAUUUCUCAGACUGGUAUAUCUGAUAAUAUGACUUUAUUUUAUUUUUUAGAUUGUUUAAAAUCAAUUGUAUCUCUCUUUAAGUGAAACACUUUAUCAUGCAAAGUAUUAUGUGCAGGAAAGAAUUUUCCACAAAAAAAGAUAAAAAAAUUGGUGACAUAUCACAUUCUCAUGGUAAUGAGUAUGAAGAUAUCUGUCUUCAUGAUGCUACAUAUCAGAAGAAAGUCAUCCUCAGAACAAAAUAUCUCAUUUAGUUAUUAAAAUAUUGUAUUUCUGUAGUUUCAAAGAAAAUUGUUACUGCAGCAAGACAUUGUUUUCUCAUGUCAUUGUGUUUCAGUAAAGGGUUUGAUAAGGGGGUGAUGUAAUAGCAUAUGAAUCUCAUUAUUUAAACUCUAUAAAACAUGUAAAGAUAAUAUAGCUACAUGACCUGUGUGGCCUGUGCAAAUGGACAUGGUUUCAGUUAUGCCUUCUUUCCAUGAAGUCCAGUUGAUUCAAAUCGAAAACCAUUGGAUGGAUUUGUGCUGUUCUGCAUGACCUGAAAAUCAUACCUUUGAAUAUGCUACAUUAUGUGAUCACAAAAUGAUGGAUAAAGAAAGUUAUGAGGUGCUGCAAUGUGGUGGCCAAGUAUGAACUAUCAAGCAAGGCACAUUGCAAAGAAUGCAUGAGGAUACUAUGUGUAUUAUGGUAUGGAAUACACUGUGUAGGAUUACUCAUUGCUCUGAUGAUGGCGGCAGCAUGGAACUCUGAAACGUCGGUAAAUUUCUACCAGACUACAUGGCGCAACAAUCCAGAAGACAGCCAUCUUCAUGGAAUACACUGUCUGAGCUUUUUAGUAAUGUAAUUGGAUCAGUUGUAGUACUGAGAGGGGAGGACAUUGCUAAAAUGUAUAUUUGUUCUGUAAGAUUUUAAGUUUUCACAGUGGUGAGUAUGAAGAUUUCUGCCUUCUGGGUUGUUGAGCUGUGUAGUCUGGUCGAUGUUAACCAACGUUUCAGAGGUCAUACUGCCUCCGUCAUCAGGGCGAUGAAUAUUCAUUAACAUCGACCAGACUACACAGUGCAACAACCCAGAAGACAGAAAUCUUCUAUAUUUGUUCUAUUUAUUAAUGGUUGAUUGUAUUGGGAAUAACAACAUUUAUUGCUUGUUUGAAAACUCUUAUAAAUAAGGGUUCAUAGAGAAGGUUACAAGAAAUAAAAUAUUCUUUCUCACAAGAUUUGAAAAAGUUUAAGCAGACUGACUUCUGUUUUUAAACAUUAAAUGAAUGUAAAACUGAAACUGCACUUAUAUUGUUUGGGAAAAUGAAGUCAAAUUUUUUUCAGAGUAUCUAAGUAUGAUGUUCCUAGUUAUGAGUAUGUGAGAUCAUAUAAAAACAUUAUUGAAAAAGGUACCUGCUGUGUCUGUGGAUGUGGUGUAUUUUCAUCUAAGCACUGAGAUCCACUGCUUUAUGGCAAUUUUCAGGUGAAGGGAAGGAAUGGAAACUACUUGGACAAGAACAAGACGGAAGCCUCUUGGUCAGUUGGUUGACAGAAUUUGAUGUUGAUGAAGGUGUGUCAAAACUGCAAAGCUCUAUUGGACUUUAUCAUCAAAAGAACAAUAUCCUGAAGGUUUUGUAACAAAAGAGAAAGUCUGCCCAUCUCCAAAUGAAAAAACAGACAAAGGAAUGUCAGAUGUAUUUUCCUUGGAUGUGUAUAAAGUUUUCUCAUUGGAUAUAAGAUUGCCAGAGGAACAGAGGAAACCAAAAGAUUUUGGACUUGUGAGAUCCCAGCAGAUUAUGAUUCAGUUCUUGUAUAGAAAGAAAGAACAUGUUGCCACUGAAAAGUUCCUCUUAUUUGUACAUCAAGAAUCUAUCUCACUGAAUCAGGUUCAUCUGAAAGAGGAUGGAAGUUAUGAGAUGGAUUUAUUUGGUUGCUUGAACACUGAGUCAAUGGUUCGAUCAUUUUCAUGGGCACAGUGGGAUUCCAUAAAUCAGUCUCUGUAUUAUAUUCAUUACCGUAAACCUCAGCUUAUUGUUGAGGGUGAAGAACCAGAGGAAGGGAGAGAAGAAGAACUGAAUCCAACUUUAUCUUGCCUUCAGUUUCACGAUGAUAUGCCGCAUGAGACUGUGCUCAAUAUACCAUUAAAUCUACCACAGCUUUCAAAAAAAUCACUGCCAUGUGGUGGAUAUGAGGAUGACCCUAUUCCUCUUCGAGUACAUGAUUGCUCACUUGAUCUUCAGGUGGUGUGUGAUCCCAAAGGUCUUGUCUGCAUCUGCCAUCAUUACUUGUACCAGCCUGUGAAGCCACCAAUGACUGAGGCACGGAAUUUGGAAGAAUUGUCCACUACAGUUCAUUUUGCAUAUUCUGUGACACUGCUUCAUCAUGGCUGUGUAAUUCACUGUGUUGUACCUGGAAUUCUAUGGUCACAGGCUAGAGCAAUGAAGCCAACCUUUGCAUUGUAUGGAGAUCAGCAUAUGAUAGUAUAUGCACCAGGCCUGUUUACACACCUUCUUGAUAUUGGACUGGCUCAUGAACCAUGCUGCCAUAUACUUAUGAGCUGCACUUUGCCAGGCAUUCCAUCAUAUACUUCACAUCUUGUGCCACUGCUACAGUAUGGCAACACUGUUACAGUAGACCUACCAACUUUGGACUUGAUACCACUCACAGUGACUACUGGACACCUUGUAGAAACUUUUAAAUGUGAUCACUCUUUAGAAAACCAGCUUGCAAUACUACACUAUUUCUUAGUUCACCAAGGAGAUUUGGAAACUGUAACAGAGUUGCUGAUGUUUGUAGCAGAGCACCCUGUCAAACUGAGUGUUCCACAGUUGCUACAGGAAGUGAUUAUUGCUGGAGCCUUUGCUGCAGCACAGAGAAAUCUCCCAGCUGAUGCAAUGUCACUUGUUGCCCUGCUGCCACUAAGUACCAUCACUCAUGUAUUUGAGUUGGAAGUCAAAGUGAAUCGCCAGAGUAUGUCCCUUAAUCAAGAAACAUUAUGGAAUACUGAGAUGAUGUUGUUGUCACCACAGCAGAGGUUGGUUCCAUAUCGUGUAGAUAUGUGGACUAGGCUUUGGGAUCAGCUGACGAGGAGGACAGGCAAGGAGCAGAGACCAAGAUUCAGACCCAGUUUAGUGGCUGACAAACUCAUGGUCUCUCUCGUAUGUUACCAGCCAGAGGCAUUAUCACGCUCCAGCACACCUCUUUCACCAGGAACAAGUUUGGUAGGCUCAGGUACACUGGCUGAUCUGGCUGCGAUUGCAGGAACACGGAAAGUUUCAGGAAUGGAUGUGUUGCCAUUUUAUGAGGUUGAAAGCUGUACAGCCAGCAAACAGGAGCAUGUAAUUUCUGUGAACCUGCGUGAGUUAAGCAUGCAUCUUCUAAAGAACAGCAGUAAGCAGUCACCAAUGCAUGUGCAUGUAGUGGCCACUCGCUAUGUAGCAGCUCAGUUGGAGAUGUCCAAGCACUUAUGUCAGCUGCUGUGUCAAUGUGCUGCUGUUGAUCCCCACCAGGAACAAGAGCGAGGAUUUGCACUCGUAGAUCAACUAGAUGAAGAAAGACGUUAUGUUCUGUUCUCUCUCCUGGAACGUUAUUACUUCGCUGUUGGCUUAAUGGCAUUUCCCUUGCCUCAAGGAUUUACAUCAUUCUUCACAUAUCUGGGUUAUCGAACGCUGUCUUUCUCCAUGUUCUUGCAGUAUCUCCAACGGAAUGUAUUUGAAUUGCAGGUUGAUGUAAUGAAGAUAAUCAUGGCAGUAUCUGAACUGCUGUGGAUUCUUGUGUUGGUAUGUAUGAUCAUGUUCCUUUUAUCUGACAAUGUAAGUCACUUGGAAUGGACUUCUACAGAUACAGAAGACACACAGGAGGGUGUCAAAAAGAAACUUCGAUUACUUUUGUUUCUGCCAAGAUCCCGAGCCAAACGUUUACUCAAUCAGUGGUCACAUCCAGUAAGUCUGAUGAUCCGAGCUCGGGAGCAUGCACUGAAUAUCUUAUCAGGAGUAGAGGGUACUCAGGGAAGAGGACAUCCAGCACACAAAGCAAAAACUGCACAUGUCAGCACUAGAGGCCUUGCAGCAUUUCCUUCUGCUGAUAGACUGUCUCCUCUUGAUACAUUUCUUGAUUUACUUACAGCAAAAGCAAGUUUAGCUGAACUAGACUUUGGAUUGUUGAUUGAAGCCACAAUUACAUCCACCGAUGAAUUCUUGGGGUGAACUACAGUUAUGACACUAGCAGUUAUUCCCAUUUUUAAAAAUUUUAUAAUUGUAUGUUUCACCUUAUUUCAUUGAAUGUUGUGUGAAAUCUGUUUUAAUAUAGUACAAACACAAAUUGUACAUUUAAUUUAGUAAUAAUGUUCAAGGAAUCUUGUUUCUUUCUGUGAAAUCUAGUUGUAUUGUUGGCUGUUUCAGUAUUAAUGUUGAGUAUUCAUAUGCUGUAUGUUUUAAUCAUAUUUUCUAAAGAGUUAUAUUUUAUCAGCUUCCUUAAAAUGUAUUUAAUGGACAUAAAUAUGAAGUAAAAUGUGAAUUCAUGGAAAGAAAUGAUGGAAUGAAUGAUAACCCCUUCUAACAUACAUUAUAUUUGAACUCUUGCACAGGAAAACGUUUGUGUGCCAUAGAAUAUAACACCACCCUAUUCGAUAUGAAAAUUAAAGGAUUAUCAGUAGUAUUUAUUUCAUAUAUAAUAUGCAGGACAUUUAUCCAAUUUAUUCAUGAAAUGGUACUUAAAUAUUUACAUAAGUAGGAUUUUUGCUCAAAGCCUGUAUGAGAGAGUAUGAACACAAAAAACUGCACACUGUUCAGCUGUAAUCCUUCGUCACUACAUAUAACCAUCAGAUGAACAAAGUUUACCUCAGAUUGGGUUUUAUGUCAGUCGUGUAGCAAAACAUAGGAAGGCGUUUCACUUAAACUGUUCUUUUGAUGCAGAUCUGAACUGUGUAGUUUACUAUUCUAGAUUAAACCCAUGUAAAGACAUGAUACAAGUAACCAGAAAUCUGGUUACAUGAAGAUCAUUGAACAGAGCAGUGCAGAAUGUACAGUCUUUGCAACUGCAAAUGACCAAAAACUAUUAUGGGAUAGGUCAAACAAAACAUGGCUUGGGCAGUGCUGUCUUGUUUUUGCUCUUUGCUUCUACAAAUAAUCCUGUUUCCUGAUUAUGGAAUGCUGUUUUUAUUUGAUAUGUUUAUCAUGAGGAUAUGCUAGUACUGCAUGUCACAGAACCAUUCUGUGAAAUGACAUAUUACUGAAUAUAGAGGAAGGUAUAAUACAAGCUGACAGACAAAUUAAUAAGCAAGUAGAUGGUAAAUUAAUGAAAGGAGACUGGUGAACGAGCAGUCUGUGAAGGCCCCUGCCUUCACAUACCCCCAGAAGAUAAUUGAGGUUUGUUAAUUUGUGUGCCCGUUGUUGUCUGUAAAUUAAAGCUUUAACAUAGGGUGUAUGUUUUUGGUCUGAACUUAAUGAAGUCUCAGUAGCCCUCAAGAAAUAAUGGCAGUGUUGUUUACCAUUGAAGAGGCAACCAGAAAUUGAUAACCUUCAAUGAAAAGGAUGAACUAGUCCUUGGGGUUUAUUAAGUCUGAAAAAGUACUAUGUAUGUACAUGUUUUUUUUAAACUAACAUUAAUCAAAUUAAUUAACAUAAGAUUUGCGUAACACCCCUUUCUUAACUGUAAUGGUAUUUGUACUAUCAAGAUUCACUUAUAGUAAACUACAUAGUCUACAUGUAGCCUGUAAGAUCAGUUUAAAUGAGAAAUUUGUGCACAGAGGCUGUUCUGGCUGAUACUUAAGCUGUUUUUUUGUAGGUACAUGGGAACAAAUUUGUUUGCAUAAAAUAGACACAGUGUGUGAAUUCUUUGUAUUUCUCCUGACAUUGUGCAGUGGGCACCUGAGAACCUGAGGAUAGUUGUAACAGUCUAGUCCACGACUACUAUACAUACAUCUUUUCUCCUGGCUAUUGAGCAGGUGGGAUUGGUAUUUGCACUUCUUGCUUUCUGAAGCAUAUUGCAGUCUGUUUUGCAUUCACUGUGUGUUAUAUGUCAUUAAACUGUUACUAUUAUCUUAUGGAAAAUAUAAGCUUGCAGUAUGAAAAUGAUGACUUCUUGAAGCAUGUAGCAACUACCAGUCCCAAAUAUGUUCUCAUAUUACCACUUAGCCUGUGAGCCAGGUCAAAUAACAACACAACAUAGAGGUUAGAAACCUUAACAAAAUAUAGGCUUUAAUUUUAUUGAUGGUUGUAAUGUGUAGACAUACAUUUGUUCUUUUUUAUUGUGUUUGCAAGUAAUAUUAUUUUUACACAUAAUGAAUUGAAUUUAGUCACUUACAAGUGGGGUUAUCUGUAAAAAAGUGCCAUUUAUUUUUGUACUUUUUUAUUUACUUUGGGGUACACUUCAUGAUGUGUACCCACUUUACUUCAUGUGUUGCAAGGGGAAGAUUGGCUCAAUGCCUGUGAAAUUAUUUACAGCAAAAACUACAAGAAAAUAAAGAAAACUAGGAGUUAAGUAGUAUUCUUCCGGACACGUUUAAUUUUUUAUGUUAAUCAUCUGUGAUUAAUAAUUCAUUUUCUGAAAUUUAAAGCAUCAUGCUUAUCUUGUAUUUCAAAAUAUAUUUGUACUUCUUAUAUAACAAAUCCAUGAACAAUAAGAUUCACAUAUAUAAUAAUAGUUUUGGAUGGGAUUCUAAUCUAGUAUAAUGUGGAUAAAAACUACUGACCCAUGAAUUUGCAGCUGUUUUAGUGUGACAAAAUCAAAGAAACUAAGCCUUUAUUCUGUUGAAAUUUAUAAACUAUGGAAACAUAUCAUUGAAAAUGCAAUAUUAAUGUGUCAUAUUUGAGUCAUGAAACGUGGUAUCAAAAAUGAAACAUCUUUCCAAACAAAUUUUAGAAAGAGAAAAAUUACUAGGGGUAAAAUCUACUACUCAUUUAGUCUGCACUUGUUUUGAGCCAAAAACCGAUUAUGUUCUUCACUAUACAUUUCAAAACUGAUGGAAGGUAUUUAUCCUUUUAGUGUGAUUUCUAUCUUGCUCUUUGUUCAGAAUUUAAAUCUUCUGUUUAUAAAUGCCAAUAAAGCUAAACAAUUACAUAUAUUUUAGUAAUUUAAAUUUACUGCUUACAGUAAGCACAUAAAUAUUUUUGCUUCUUUAUAACACACAUGAGCUGCGAUGGUCAAUGUGCUAAAUUCUUAUUAGAGUUUUAAAGUAUGAAAUCAGGAACGAUUCCAAGAUUAAUUUCCAAGAGAAUCAUCAGUAUGUUGAGUUAUCAUCAUUUUCUGAAGAAAUUUCACCACAGAUUUAUACUAGUUAGUAUAUACAAAAUUGUCUUUCAUUCUAGGGUUGUAUUUUUAACCUAAGUUCUUAUAUUGAUUUAAACUUGGCAACUUGGACAGUUCAUGUGCAAUAUAAUUAAUUUGUGAUGAUGUAGCUACCUUAUACCAAAUGGUUGGUCAUGUUUUUCUUUUGCUAGUAGCAUGAUAAAAGUAGCAUUCAUGUUAAAUUUACAGUAUGAUUUACUAUUUCUGGUGGUUAUGUCAUUGAAGUGAGAAAUUUUGAACAGAAUUUAGACAUGCCACCAAAUAAUUCUGUGGAGGACAUCAAUGAAUUAAUGUUAUCAUUGUCAAAAUAAGUGUUACCAUUAUAUGUAUUAUUUCAAUUUUAUUGAAAAGUGCACCAGAAUGAUAUGCAUUUUAGGAAUGUUUGUAUGCAUGUGCAUAUACAUAUAAUUUGCAGUUCCUUUACAAAUGAACUCCAGCAUGUGAACCUGUACUUCAUUUUUACUGUUAACAAAAGAUGGUUCAAGUUUUAAUGUUGUGGAUGCUCGUUAUGAACUGUAACUGUUCAUCAGUGUGUAAGUUAAUAACAAAGCUCCAUUUUCUGAAUUUUCACAUACAAAUGAGACAGGAAACUGGACAGCAUGCCAAUAUUCGUAAUUUAAAUAAUUGUUGGUAAUAAAAGCUAAUGCUAAUCACUGAUAAAGGAGGUUUCUUUGGCUAAUGUAUUUGUAAUGUUACUGCCAUGAUAGAUUACCAUUUUGUCCCUCCCCAGCACAUUGAUUAAUACACAGGAAAUGAUUAGCAUUCGAGAUACUCCUCCAUUUUUUGUUUCUAAAUUGGUGUUACUGUACACUUGAAAAAGUAUGAUGUGGGUUUGAACUGCAUAAGCUGAGUUUUAUGUCCCAUUAAAAAUGUUUAACUGUAGGUACAACAUCCCUGUCUGAUUCAGAUACAGGCAAAAGGUGUACUCAGAGUACAUACAAGAACAGUUUCAAUUUCACUGUAUGCAUUUCCUGGUGUAAUUUUAUCAGUAUUUUUACUGUAUUAUGAAGCUAAUUAGUUUUAAUUUUUUAACGCUCUAAACACACAAGAAAUGUGAAAUGUUUUGAAUAUAAGUGGACUAGCGUCCCCUGUACUUCAGACACUGUAAAGAGAACAAAACUAAAUCUUAGAUCUCAUCUUUUUUUAUGAGCUUCUGAAUUUGAUGUAUUUGCCUCAAUGUUAAUGUGACCCCAGCAUUCACAUCAGUUGUAAAAAAUAUUAUCAGAUAGUUUCUGAAUACAAUGAACAUUUUUUGGAAAUAUGAACAUAAUAUGCAGUAAAUUCUGGGGGCUUCAGAGGUAAGAAAUAUGCAUUAUACUCUGGCAAAUACAGUAUAAUGUUUACAUGUUACAAAUUGCUCGGUAUUUAGUUUAUGUGCAGGUUGACUACUUUGAUAUUACCAGAUGUUGGUACUUUUGUUUUUUGCAAAAAAAAUAAAUUCUCUUCCAAAUGUCAGUAACCAUAUAUUACACUGUCUGAUAAUAAUUAAAAUAUAAGAUGAUGUAUAUGUAAUACUUUACAACUUGGUGUUUAUAAUGUUUGAAGGAUUUUUAGAAAAAUUCAGUGUAAUGUACUUUACAGUCCAUACUUCAGAUGGCCAUCUGUUAUUGCACAUUUCAUAAUAUAAUAUUUCCAAGGCUGUACAGUCACUUUGGCAAGUUUUGUUUCAGUACACUGUAAUUUGCCCAGGUCCAAAAUGUUAUUUGUUAGAAUAAAAUCAGUUUUAUGCAAAGAAUAAAGAUUCGUCAGAGGGAUAGAAAAUUAUAAGUAAAAAAAUUCUGUGUUAAAUUAGAAAAAUUAUGUUUUUUUUAACUCAGGGGCUAAUGUAGCAAAUCUAGUAAUAAUGUUUUUAAGUUCUCCCCAGAAAUGUAUAACAGACAGGUGGUCAACAUAAUCAUACAAUAAAGUGAGUAAUGAUAACACUUUAUACUUAUUUUAAAUAAAGUGUAUGUGGAAUUAA